Messenger RNA from Trichoplusia ni (cabbage looper), 648 nucleotides. RefSeq names its product tetra-peptide repeat homeobox protein 1-like. Bases 1 to 648 code for a protein of 215 amino acids. The transcript has 2 exons. Lineage: Eukaryota; Metazoa; Arthropoda; Insecta; Lepidoptera; Noctuidae. The record is from RefSeq and is a predicted model, not a curated record.
AUGAUACGGUUUAAUUAUAUUUUGCUGUUCCUCUGCAUUCAAUACGCAGCGAGCGCUGAUCAGGCCAAGCGAUCAGUUGGAGGCAUACCCAUCCGCCAUUCCUAUUCCGAAUUCCAUAAUCGAGUGGCUAUACCUGUACCUCAACCUGUACCUAUUGGGAUACCUAGGGCAGUACCAUACCCGGUCCAUGUUGGGGUACCAGUGGACGCUCCUAGGCCCGUCCCUGUGGCUGUACCCCAGCCAGUAGCCCAAGUAAUAGCCCGACCUGUCGCGGUACCCGUGGACCGCCCAUUCCCGUACCCCUACGCGCAGCCAGUACCUGUGACUGUGACCCAAGGAGUUGGGAUCCCCGUACCUCAGCCGUACGCUGUUGGUGUGCCAGCUCCAGUACCAGUAAGGGUACCUCAACCCGUUGCCGUUCCAGUUUCAAUCGGCGGAGGUGGUUUAGGAGGAGGCGGAAUCGGUGGAAUUGGUGGAAUUGUUGGUAUUAGAGGGAUCGGAAUAGGCGGUAUCAGUGGUAUUGGUCACGGAUCUUACGGUAUUGGGCCUAUUGCAGGUCAUUCUGCAAUUAUCUCUCAACCUCUAUCGGGUAGUUACAGCAGCGCGAUUGCUGCCCAUGGGCAAUAUGCGCAUGGGCAUCAUUACUGA